Molecule: messenger RNA, 297 nt
Organism: Entrophospora candida
Lineage: Eukaryota; Fungi; Glomeromycota; Glomeromycetes; Entrophosporales; Entrophosporaceae
Source: the annotation of a GenBank genome assembly
AUGGAUCACCAAUUUAAUUUAUAUAGUGUCGAGGAAGAAGGGGAUGAACACCAAGAUCCAACUUAUAUUGAGACAGAUUCUGACGAGGAGAUGCAAUCAAUGGAAGAGAAUGAGCAAGAUAAUAGUCAAGAAAUUGAAGAUUUUGAUGAUAAGUAUCAAGCUUUAGAUGAUAACAAGCCAUAUAGUGAAAGAUUUUUAAUUCCUUCUGAUGAGCAAUUGGAGGAAGUUCUAGCUUAUUCUAAAGUAAUUGCUACAGUAGUUACCCGAAAAUCUGAAAUCACACAAAAUUUCCCCUAG